Molecule: messenger RNA, 2091 nt
Organism: Penicillium oxalicum
Lineage: Eukaryota; Fungi; Ascomycota; Eurotiomycetes; Eurotiales; Aspergillaceae
Product: Low-affinity potassium transport protein
Exons: 7
Coding region: 1-2091 (696 amino acids)
Biological process (GO): potassium ion import across plasma membrane; intracellular potassium ion homeostasis
Cellular component (GO): plasma membrane
Molecular function (GO): high-affinity potassium ion transmembrane transporter activity
Source: RefSeq, a predicted model, not a curated record
AUGGAGAAAAUCCGCCGCAAGUCAAUUAGAUCUUAUCUUCCGCAUGUGCGGUUUCUGACAGUGCAUUAUGCUUACUUUAUUAUUGUGACCCUGGUCUGCUCCGGCAUCCUCUGGGGGUCCUCCACGCCGGCCCAUAGCCUUCGGUAUAUCGAUGCCCUGUAUCUGGCUGUCAGCGCCAUGACUCUUGCGGGCAUGAACACGGUCAAUCUAUCGACACUGAAUACAUUCCAGCAACUUUUGUUGUUCUUUCUGAUCAUGUCCGGCUCUGCUAUCUGGGUCUCUAUUGGUGUGGUUUUAACGCGCAAGCGUGCAUUUGAACGAAGAUUCAGUGAGCUUGUCAAAGCAGAGCGGCUAGAACGGAAAGCUCGAAGUCAAAUCGGACUGGGCCGCUCGCUGGCGAGAUCUCACUCGAUAUCGAGACAGCCCACUAUGCCAGAGGAACACCCAUGGGCUUCGGGAAUUCUCCCCAUUGUUCGCUCCCCGAGUCGAACGGAGCCUUUCCAGUCGGCCUCUGCCCUAGAUAGUCGUAUAUCUCAAAACGAGGGUCGAUCAUUACGUCCGCGAGGCAUGGGAUUGAAUGAGAAAGCGGGAAGCCGAAGCACCCUCGAGGGGGAUUACGACUCACUGACAGCAAGAGAGGCAAAUGUGGAAGCGACGAGUGGUACUCUUGAGAUUCAAAAGAGCAAUGCAGACACUGGAACGCACGUGGCUUUUUCGCCCAGUUCCGAAGCGGUCCAAGACGAACAGGCACACUCUUUACGGCAUCGCAUGCUCUCCCCCUACACAAAUGUCUUGGAUCGCACAAAUACCCUUGGUGAAUUGGAGCGAGGCUCAUCUGCAGAUCAGACCUUAGGAGGGGAUCUUCACGCGGAUAUCCUCCGAAAACUGAACCGCAACUCCUCGUUUUACAAUCUGACCGAGAAAGAACGCCAACGCCUGGGGGGCGCCGAAUAUCGGCUUCUCGGUGGACUGGGGCUGGGCGCUUAUCUUGCCAACAACAAAGCGUCAGUAACAGAGUCCAAUGGCUUGAACCCGUGGUGGACGGGCUUUUUCUUUGCGGUUUCAGCCUUUAACAACUCUGGAAUGAGCCUACUCGAUGCAAACAUGGUCCCCUUUCAAACAUCACCUUACAUUCUCAUUACCAUGGGCUUGCUAAUACUUGCGGGCAAUACUUGCUAUCCCAUUUUCUUACGGUGCAUUGUGAAGGCGAUUCAUCUCAUGCUUCCCAAGCACGCGUACUUUGAUCAAUUUAGAGAUACUUUGACGUUUUUGCUGAAUCAUCCGCGUCGAGUAUAUACGACCUUGUUCCCGUCUGCGCAUACCUGGUGGCUCCUUCUCUCGGUCAUUGUUCUCAAUGGUAUUGACUGGCUUGCAUUUGAGGUGCUUAACCUAGACAACCCAUCUGUCACCUCGAUCCCGACCGGGGCGCGAGUAUUGGACGGGCUAUUCCAAGCUCUCUGUGUUCGGAGCGGAGGCUUUUAUUUGAUCAAUAUCGGAGGGCUCCAGCUCGGAACGCAAAUGAUCUACGUGGUCAUGAUGUACAUCUCUGUGUAUCCUGUGGUGAUUACGAUGCGCCAUUCCAAUGUGUAUGAAGAGAGGAGCUUAGGCAUAUACGCGGAUGAUCUGUCGGCCGAAAAUCGAGAAGACGACUCAUCCUCGGACGAUUCCACGAGCGCACUUUCAAUGGCUCCGACCGCAAGCAGAUUCUACUUCAUUCGGCAUCAACUACGCUCUCAGCUGGCCUACGAUCUCUGGUGGAUUGCCCUGGCCGUCAUCAUUGUCUGCAUUGUCGAAGCAGGCCAGUUCACCAAGGAUCCAGUCACCUUCUCCGCCCUGAACAUCAUCUUUGAGACCGUGAGUGCUUAUGGAUGUGUCGGCAUAAGCACCGGUCUGCCUGAUCAGCUCUACAGCUUUUCUGGAGGCUGGCACACGCUGAGCAAGCUUGUCCUUUGUGCGGUGAUGAUCCGUGGACGGCAUCGUGGACUGCCCGUGGCGAUUGAUAAGGCGAUCAUGCUACCGAGUGAUAAGCUCAUGAGAGCCGAAGAGGAGGAUGCUCAAAUUCGAUUGGAGAGGACCAUGAGUCGCAGAUGA